Messenger RNA from Seriola aureovittata, 2686 nucleotides. It is a transcript of the gene lum, whose product is annotated as lumican. The transcript is spliced from 3 exons. Bases 38 to 1339 code for a protein of 433 amino acids. Gene Ontology annotation, molecular function: protein binding. Lineage: Eukaryota; Metazoa; Chordata; Actinopteri; Carangiformes; Carangidae. The record is from RefSeq and is a predicted model, not a curated record.
UGCACCUGCUCAUAGUUAGGUAACUGCACUUUUUUGGAUGAUGCUCCCCCUAGACAUUCACGCCGAUGACAUCUUCAAUUUGUAUGACGAUCUGACUGACUUUAGGAAGAAGAAGCCUCCUCUCCUCCCCCUCCUCCUCCUCCUUUUUUUCCUCUCUGUCUCUCCAUCUACCCCUCUCUCUCUCUCCUCCCCCUCUCUCCUUCUUUCCCUCUGUGUUUUUCUCCAGAGACUUCCAGUUUUUGAACACCACACUGUUCUUACCUACUGGCCCUCCACCCCACACACACGAAAAGAGAGAAGCACAGAAGCCAUGUCCCCUCUGCGUGUACCCUUAUUGGCCAUACUGGUCAGUAUGGCCCUGUGCCAGUAUUAUGACUAUGACUACCAGCCCGUUUCCAUGCUAGGACCAUCAGGGCCCAACUGUAAUCAAGAAUGCGAGUGCCCAAUCAACUUCCCCUCCGCCAUGUAUUGUGACAGCCGCAAGCUCAAGUUUUUUCCCAUAGUCCCAACAGGGAUCAAGUACCUGUACCUCCAGAACAACCAGAUUGAAGAGAUCAAGGCAGGAGUGUUUGAUAAUGUUACUGCUGAACUUCGCUGGCUUGUACUUGACAACAACCAGAUCACCAAUGCUAAGAUAGCAAAGGGAACAAUCGACAAACUCACUGCCCUGGAGAAGCUAUUCUUCAGCCAUAACAACCUCACAGAGCCAGUCAUCCCUCCUUCAAAGUCCCUUGAUGAGCUGAAGAUAAUGUACAAUAAGUUGUCCAAGUUCCCCUCUGGACUCUUGAAUGACAAAGAAAAUUUGACCUCCAUCAACCUUCAGCACAAUCAGCUAACCUCUGAUGCCAUCACAGGGGCAUUCAAAGGGCCGAAGAAGCUGAUGUCCCUGGAUGUGAGCCACAAUAAGCUGAAGAAGCUGCCGGCCGGUGUCCCCAGUUCACUGGAAAUCCUCUAUGCUGACUACAACGACAUUGAUGGCGUUGGAGCCGGAUAUCUGAACAAGCUGCCCUCGCUGCAGUACCUAAGGCUCUCCCACAACAAGCUGGUGGACAGCGGCAUCCCUGCUGGUGUGUUCAAUGUGACAUCACUGGUGGAGCUGGACCUGUCCUUCAACAAGCUGCAGUCCAUCCCUGAGAUCAACGUGCAGCUGGAGCAACUCUACCUCCAGGCCAAUGAGAUCACCAAGAUUGACCUGUCAAGUUUCUGCAAGUACAUUGAUCCCGUGAACUUUUCCCGUCUGAAGCAUCUGCGUCUGGACGCCAACAAUGUCUCACAUAGCAACAUGCCCCCUGACGCCUCCAACUGCCUGCGCCAAGCUUCAGAUAUCAUGUUCGAAUAAGGACCUCCCUCAGAUCUAUGACAUCCUGAACCCCCCCCAACCCCCCGCCCCCGCCCCCCUACUAGCAUGACAAAGCUCAGCUGAAAGCCUUGUGGAUUUCAAUGUCAUACUAUCCCACAUUUUGAAAUACUGACAUGUCCUUGCUUCUGACAACUAGUAUUAUGCAAAUCUGGGGUAUUGUAAUGGCAUCUUCAUCAUUUGUAUAUAUAUCUUAACUCAAUCUAAAGCUGGGUGAAUUUAAGAUACAAUACAUACAUCUGAACAUACACAUCUUGUUAAAUUCAUAAUCUUUGUAUUUGUAGAUCUGAAUGAAUAUUCUAAUUGUUGAAAACAUGAAAACAUUAGGCAAAAAAGAGGGGGGGAAAUAUGAAAUUACAAUAGACAAUGUAUAAAGUAAAUUACCAAAAGUUCUAUGAAUAGAAAUUAAUUCAUGUGCUUUGAUUAAAAACACACACUUUAAACAUUCCAAACUUGUAUUUGAUUAUAUUGAACACAGACAUAAUGGAGUAAACAAUGGUUAAAAGUUCUUCAGUGUCUCAGUUCACUUGUCGUGCCCUUUUGUUGUCUGUCUUCUAUGUUACAGUGUUUAGCAUGUAUGAUAUACAAUGAUUAAUCCAUUGCUGUGCAAAGGACCAGCGAAUGAGGAUUGCAUACUCAGUGUGUAAUGCCUAUGUGAGAAAUUAUGAUCAAACUGUAAAAUAGCAGUUACAUUGCAGUGAAAUUUUCAGUAUUUUUUUUUAAGGAGAAUACCAGUCUUUAUAACUUGUGUCUGUCUUUUCUUACCCACCAGUGGUGAAGUUAGAAAUGUCCAUUUGAGAAAUAACUUCCCCAAACUAAAGCAGGAUUUACAUAUUUCUGCAGGCUUUGGCAUUAGAAAGUACAAUAAAUGACACAAGUACAGAAGACACUGGCAUUAUCCUCAAAAGUAAAUACUUCUCAUACUGAACUUCUCCUUCUUUUUCAGAAAUCACAAGUUAAAUUGUUUCUUCACGUUGCUUAAUGCCCAGCUGUCCACUGUCAUGCACAUUGCUGAUUUGUAUACAACAUUUGCAUUACUUGCAUGCAUCCAAUGGUACCAUUCUUUGAUAAUAAACUACAGCUUUUGCAGUUAAGGUCCUCUCAUUGUUACGUUGUUGUUUACCAUAAUUGAUAAAUGCUUUUUAACAAUACAAAGUCAACUUGGCAGUGCAGUCGUGUUGAUUGAAGUUAUUUUAUUAGAAUAUCACAUUCUGUCUAGGUUUAAUUUGUCUUUUUAUUGUGAUUUCUUAUGUGGCCUUUGACUCAGUAACUGCUCUUGGAUUUACUGUGUGGAAACCAAACACAGUUGAAUAAACUAUGUUUCCAAAA